Amphimedon queenslandica is the source of this 838-nucleotide messenger RNA. RefSeq names its product 26S proteasome non-ATPase regulatory subunit 10-like. The transcript has a single exon. Lineage: Eukaryota; Metazoa; Porifera; Demospongiae; Haplosclerida; Niphatidae. Gene Ontology annotation, molecular function: protein binding. The record is from RefSeq and is a predicted model, not a curated record. Bases 278 to 694 code for a protein of 138 amino acids.
AUGCUUUCAACAAUGAAGACAAGAAACAAGCACUGAUCUAUAUCUCCAGCAAUGCUCCGAACCAUCUGAAAUAGUGACAAAAUUUUUCCGCCGCACAGAUGAUUGCGUAGGACCUAAAGACAUUCUUACUACCUCAAACGUUUCUCUCCUUCACAUUGCAGCCAAAAACAACUGGCCAGAUGUUGCCUCAACACUCAUCACCAAGUACCACUGCAAUCCCGAGGCAAUAAAUAACCGCAAAAGCACUCCACUGCACUAUGCUGCUCGCUAUGGAAGCAUGGAAACCCUUAAAUGUCUUAUCAUUGAGCAUGACUGUGAUCCAAUGUCUUUCACAAGGAACGAAUGGACCGCCUUACAUUGGGCAGCAUCUACUGGACAAGUAGACACAUUACGUUACCUUAUUGAGAGUUGCAAUUGUGAUCCCUCUCUCUGUGACACCAAAGGACACAACCUUCUUCACUUGGCUUGUGCCGGUAAUCACAUUGAAUCUGCAAGGUACCUCUUACAGACAGGACUAAUAGACCCGGCCUUUACCUGCAUAUGGGAUUGUAAGCCCAGUGAGUGGGGUCAAAGUACAUCAAAUGGCAACACUGAGACAAUUGAACUAUUAAAGUAUUACGAAGAAUGUCGAAUGAAUUCACCUAUUGAUACUGUAGUGACCGAAUGGAGAGAGCUUGACCUUCGUAUUUUGUAAAUAUUGAUUAUUGUAAAAAGGCUAAAAUCUCUUCUGACAAAAAUGAAAAGAGCAUACACUUAUAUACAAACAGUAUUACAUCAUAUUACAUCACAAGGACAAAACAUUACACAACAAUCAGAAUCAGUAUACAUGAACUAAUAA